AGAUCUCUGACGAUGUGGAUCCUGUCUUACGUGUUGAGGGCACUAUGAUCAUACGGUAUGAGAAGAAGAGAGGAUGCCUUUCUGUGUAUUUUGAACAGAAACCAUGCACCAAAAGCCGUGUGCUAGGAAUUUACACUUCUGUAACAGUCACAGCAUUUGCUCAGACAUCUGGUGUCAAUAGUCUCCUGAUGACUGAUUCUCAGAAAGGUGAUGUCACUCAUUCUGGUUCACAUAACCAGCUUAGAUGGAGAAAGCCUGGGUGUCAAAAUUCUUUCCUCCAAGUCAGAGACUUGGCAUGAAAGAAUGUACUUUUUGCCUUCCUCAUUCCCUUCCUCUACCUUAAACAGACCAGGUGAAGGAUCGCAGCCACAUCUAGACCUCCCUUGGGACAAGAGAACCCUAUACACUUCUGCGGGCGGACCCUGAACUGAGACUAACACUGGGGAAAGAGUCUUGUCUCCUGUCGCUGGUUGGACCUGACCCUCCAAACCAAAGUCUGUCCUGCGGGCUACCUGGACGACCCUGAAUGAAGAUCAGAACCAGAAACUUCCUCCUUGCUCCAGUCGGUGUAGUUGGAACUACAGCUGUGGGACUGAGUUUCCAAGGCUACUUUCUGCCAAGUGCAAAGAUGGGACUUCUAGGCACAGGCAGGACCUGGAGGCCUGCCCUUCAUGCUCCUACAGCCUGGGUGCUCCCCGGAGACACGCUCAGGUCAGGCAGAAGGGUAUCUUGCGCCUGGUGGAGCUGCCUGGGAGAGAUUGAGGCAAAGACAGUCCCGGGGGAACCUGGUUGCUGUCGAGGCAGGGGGAUUGCUCACGAAUUGUGUAACUGGCCAAGAGAGCCAGUCGCCAACAUCAUCUCACGCUGUCCCCGGAGCCCUUAGACCCUGAAUUUGGAACCCAGACUAGGAUAGUACACCAGCUGCCCCGUGGGCAAGGCGCGCUGGGCUCAGGCUUAUGGUAGCCGCACGGACACGGGUCCAAGCCACCUGCCCGCUGCACCACGACGAGAGCCCCCAGCAGCCCUCUUCCCGCGGCCGCUGGGCUCUGACCCCCUCGCGCCCCCGCGCGUCCAUCUCUGUUCCCAGCGCGGUGCAAGUGAUGUAAGGCGGCCAAGCUCGCGCGCUUUCCUCCUGCCCGGACCGAGUCCUCCCUCCCCGCCGGCAGCGCCGCGCGCCCACUCCGAUCCGCUGCGCCCAGGCUCCGUUUCCAGAGCUCUGGCGACCUACUCACAGCGGCUGGGAAAGACCCUCCUCCCCUAUCCCACCUCCCUGCGCCCCUCCCCGCCCCCUUCCUGUGCAGUGUGUGUGAGGAAAACCAGGCUUGGCUCUCGGAAUCGGAAUCCAAGGAGAGAACAGAGUGACAGUCCAUACUACGAAGCUUUCUGGAGGCACUGAGAGGUGGCAGGAACCUUCAGAAAAAGCAAAGGGGCACGCGACUCCCUGGCUACCAGGAAGCCCCAACCUGGAUGGAGUGAAAGAUGCGGCCUGAUGACAUAAAUCCGAGGACUGGGCUUGUGGUGGCCCUGGUCAGUGUAUUUCUAGUCUUUGGUUUCAUGUUCACUGUCUCUGGCAUGAAGGGGGAAACUCUGGGGAACAUCCCUCUGUUGGCCAUCGGGCCAGCCAUCUGCCUACCAGGCAUUGCCGCCAUUGCUCUGGCCAGGAAAACCGAAGGCUGCACCAAGUGGCCAGAGAACGAGCUACUUUGGGUCCGCAAGUUACCCUGCUUCAGGAAGCCCAAGGACAAGGAAGUGGUGGAACUCCUGAGGACCCCAUCAGACCUGGAGUCAGGCAAGGGGAGCUCGGAUGAACUGGCUAAGAAGGCAGGCCUCAGAGGCAAGCAGCUCCCACAGGGUCCAGGUGAGGUGCCCAUGGCCAGCUCCAUUACUACCCCAACUCCCACAGAGGAAGGAGAAUGCCAGAGUCUAGUCCAGAGUGGGCGGCAGGAGGAGACAUCCAGAUAUCUGGAUGGCUACUGCCCCUCGGCCAGUUCCCUCGCCUACAGUGCCUUGGAUGCCAAAUGCUCAGCCUGGGACAGAUCUGACCGCCCUGAGCCCGAGGACAGCAUCUUCUUUGUGCCCCAGGACAGUAUCAUCGUUUGCUCCUACAAGCAAAACAGCCCCUAUGACAGAUACUGUUGCUACAUCAACCAGAGCCAAGGCAGGUGGGACCACGAGACAAUAGUCUGACCUGUUCAUACAAGGGUCCCAUGUUGACAGACCACAUUGCUACACUCAGCUCCCAAGGGAAGAGAAUCUCUGCUCCAACAACAGACUUCACACUGUUAGAAACUGGCAUGGUAUGUGAUGGGGUGCAGACCUCUGGUGCCUGAUACUCAUGUAAAUAGGCAUGUUGGGGGCAUAUUUUAGGGAAGGACAGAGGAUUAAGGACAGUGGGAAGAGGGAGUAAACAGGAAAGAAAGUUCCAUUUGCUUCUGAACACAUUAAACAAUGUUGAAUGCUUUGUAAAGCAGCCCCAAAAGUGCUGGCCGUCAGGCGAGCACAGAGAGCUUCGUCUGCCAGGUAUCAAAUGAUGCAGGGGUUAUUCACACAGAAGCUGGCUGCUUUGUGUCUGAAGAACAGGAAGGAAAAUUGUAUGUUACUUUAUAGCUUUUGUUUUGCCUGGCGACAGCUUUUCACACAUGCUAAUGCUGAAAGACAUAAAAAUCAAGAUAGAGUAGGUAAAUCCUCCUGAUAUGGGAUGGGUUUUGGAGUGAGGGGAGUUAAAAAUUGUUGGAAUGUAUACUGAACCCUGACCUUUGCCAAGACCAUGGUUUCAAAUAAAGUGUUGAUUAUGCUAUGUGCAACGUUAAUAUUUUCGGUGGUCGUGCUACUUCUUAAUGUCUUCGUUUGAAUUGAGUUGCUGGCACUUUACCGAAGUUUUAAAAAUAUUUAUUAACACUAAUGUAUUUCCUUACCAGGUGCAAAAUGACUUGAUGCAAUAUUUUCAUAGAUUAGGAUUUCUUUUUUAUCAGUUGGUAAAACAAAUUUUACAAAAUACCUUCAACAUUUCUGGGAGGCAUGUACUAGGACUUACGAUAUCCCUUUUAAAGUAUGAAACUCCAAGUCAAUUCAUUAGUCCUGAGCACUAUGAAAACUGUGUAUGCCAUGCAAUGGUUAAGCCUCUGGAAAUGCAACGCUGCCAUUUGCACAUUUGUUUAACAGCACCCCUCCCCCAACCAUGACGAGAAAGCAAUGAAACAAGAGUUAAU
Molecule: messenger RNA, 3209 nt
Organism: Mastomys coucha (southern multimammate mouse)
Lineage: Eukaryota; Metazoa; Chordata; Mammalia; Rodentia; Muridae
Gene: Tmem215
Product: transmembrane protein 215
Exons: 2
Coding region: 1480-2187 (235 amino acids)
Source: RefSeq, a predicted model, not a curated record